Messenger RNA from Siniperca chuatsi (mandarin fish), 2024 nucleotides. RefSeq lists its product as uncharacterized. The transcript has 11 exons. The coding region runs from base 118 to 1032 and encodes 304 amino acids. Gene Ontology annotation, cellular component: membrane. The record is from RefSeq and is a predicted model, not a curated record. NCBI's taxonomy places the organism in Eukaryota, Metazoa, Chordata, Actinopteri, Centrarchiformes, Sinipercidae.
GGAACCGACUGAUAGCAGGUAGACUUUGCCCUGAAGGGGAACCAACACUACAGGAAGAGAGCAGCAGCAGAGCAGAUUCCUGGCCGUGACAGCAGAGAUCUGCUAACUUUUGGUGGAAUGGACCAGACUAAUGGCAGCAGCAAUGAUGGUUAUGGACCUCGUCCCCCUCCGUACAAUCAUCAGGACUAUGGACAGAAUUCUUACACAGGGAUGAGCUAUCAGGUAGGGAAGGGGAACGUUGCAGUGGUCUCCCCUCCUGGAACCUAUGACAACAUGGUCCAUCCUAACGGCAUGGCCGCAGCUGGAGGUGACCAGCAGUAUGGUGAAGCUCCACCUGACUACUCUCAUAGCUUAGAAGAUAGCAGCUUCAGUGAUGCUGCCAUACGAAGAGGUUUCAUAAGGAAAGUCUACUUGACCUUGAUGAUUCAGCUGCUGGUGACAGUCGGGAUCAUCUGUGCUUUUCUUUACUGGGACACACUCAGGAAAUGGACAUGGGCCAACUACUGGUUCUCCUACACCAUGAUGGCGGUGGUGAUGGUGCUCAUCGUGGCCUUGUCCUGCUGUGGCAACCUCCGUCGUCAAGUCCCUCUCAAUUUCAUCGCCCUGGGCCUGUUUACUGUGGCAGAGGGCCUGAUGCUUGGAUCUGUGGCAGUGUACUUUGAUGCCGAAGCAGUUCUGUGGGCUGUGGGGGCAACAGCGCUCGUGUCCUUCACCAUGACUCUGUUUGCUAUGCAGUCAAAAUGGGACUUCACCGCAGCAAGUGGGAGCCUGUGGGUGUUUGCCUGGACCCUCUUUUCGUUUGCAUUGCUUUGUGCAAUCCUGCGAUCGCAGUAUGUUUACAUCGUAUACGCCUGCCUGGGAACUUUGCUGUUUUCUUUAUACUUGGUUUUUGAUACCCAGCUUAUCCUGGGUGGGAAACACAGGAAGUAUGAAGUCUCUCCUGAAGAGUAUGUGUUUGCUGCUCUCACGCUCUAUUUGGACAUCGUCUCCCUGUUCCUCCUCCUGCUGCAGCUCAUUGGCCUCUGCCGCUAACACUGAACCUCCAUAACAGGCCUCCCCAAAGAAACACUGAAACUCUUCUGACACACAAUAUCAAAUUGUUAAAUGCAUCAUGUAUCUAAAAUCAUAUGGAAUGAAUACUCACACUGUUAGUCCUACAGACAUCUGCUAUCAUAUUUAAAUAGGCAGGGGUGUCUGUGAUGUGUCCAGGAUUGUUUUAUUGUCAUGUGUCAGGGUUAAUGUUAUUAUGCACGGCAACAUACUGUGUACAAAAUGUGUGCUACAUUUAAGAUUUGUAUACUGCGCUAGCUUGUAUUUCCACCUAGAACUUUCAUGUGGUUGAUACUUAUUUAAAUGAAUAUGGUGCUUGAGCUUUAAUUUAAUAUUUUCAGUGUUCUGUAGCAAGAAACCUUAAGGCAAAUAGAAAGAACCUAAACAAUUCAGCCACUCAACUAGUAAUUUACAGUAAUAUUAUCAUAAGUCAAAGUAGUUCAGCCAUCCUGUGAUCUGUGCCGCAUUUACAAAAGUCUUGCUGUACCAAAUUGUGUCAUUUGUCCUGAAGUUUAAAUGAAGCUUAAAGAUGCUUUUGGAAAACCAGAUUUCAGAAACCAAACUAACUCCAUUAAAGGACAGAAUCUGUCAGCCUUAACACUCCCAUGAAACCAGGUGGGUGAUGAAUGUAGGUAUCUCAAUGACCAAUGAAAACACACAUUAAAACUCAACACAGUUUAUUGGCAUCACACAUCAAACAUUUGUCAUAUAAAGAGGGAAUGUAUCAAGUAUAGACUAUGAAAGUGCAAACAGCAUUUCAAGGAUUAGUUGCUUUACAAUAGAAAAUCUCAAUGAGUUACAAAAUGUUAUAUGCCAUUUUAAAAUAAAUCACCUGCACAUCAGAGGUGAAAUACAAAGGAAGUACAAAUUCCAUUUAGAUUUCUACCCAUUUCAUGCACAGCAUAAUGUUACACAAAAAGGGCAACAUAUGUUAUCUCCUCUGUUUAACCCACUUACAUUAACCAAGUCCAACA